GCCGCGAGAACUGCAUUACUGACGACGUGUGUUAUUCGACGGUGUCUGAGCCUGUGAUCACCACACCAGGAUUGACCCACGUUUCGAACUCUGAGCGCUUCAAUAUCUGAUUCCGAUGUCGGGAGAUAUCGCCGCGGAGGUGCAGAAAAAAUGCACUGUCUCAGAGCAAAAGGCCGUGGGGAGUCCAGAAUACAUAGAACCCAGAUUGAAACUCUGGGAGAAAUUCAAGGCGGAGAGUGAGGCUCAGUUCGCAGCGAAAACCCCUGGCGCCAUCAAGGUCACUUUACCCGAUGGCAAGAUCGUCGAAGCGCAGUCAUGGCGUACCACACCGUACGAAAUCGCGUGUGGGAUCUCCAAGGGUCUGGCGGAUAAUUGCGUGAUCUCGAAAGUCAAUGGUGUCCUCUGGGAUCUCGACAGACCGCUCGAAGUUGACUGCGAUCUCAAGCUGCUCAAGUUCGACGAUGCCGAAGGCAAAGAGGUCUACUGGCACUCCACGGCUCACGUGCUCGGUGAAGCCAUGGAAAAUACGUACCAUGGGUGUUUGUGUUAUGGACCACCAAUCGAGAACGGGUUCUACUACGAUAUGGCUCUCCCGGAGGGACGACCGGGAGUAGGUCCGUCCGACUUCCCCCAUAUCGAGAAGCAAAUGAAUCAGUUCAUCAAAGAGAAGCAGCCGUUCGAGCGACUGGAGCUCACCAAGGCUCAACUUCUCGAGAUGUUUGCCUACAAUCCCUUCAAAGUUCGGAUCCUGAACGAGAGAAUAACUACACCCUCUACGACAGUGUACCGUUGCGGUUCGCUGAUUGAUUUGUGUCGUGGUCCCCAUGUCCGUAACACCGGAAAGAUCAAGGCGUUCCAGUUGACGAAAAGCUCAUCGUCGUACUGGGAGGGCAAAGCCGACGCCGAGGCUCUGCAGCGAAUCUACGGUAUUUCAUUCCCGGACAAGAAGCUCCUCAAAGAAUGGCAGCACUUCCAGGAGGAGGCUGCUAAGAGAGACCACCGAAAACUCGGCCGAGAGCAGGAGCUUUUCUUCUUCCACGAACUUUCUCCAGGAUCGUGUUUCUUCCUACCGAACGGCGCUCACAUCUACAAUACCCUCGUGGAAUUCAUCCGCACCGAAUACAGGAAACGCGGUUUCAAUGAAGUGGUUUCACCGAAUAUCUACAACGUGAAGCUCUGGGAAACAUCUGGCCAUUGGCAGCACUACAAGGAGAACAUGUUCUCGUUCGACUGCGAGAAAGACACGUACGCUUUGAAACCGAUGAAUUGUCCCGGUCACUGUAUCAUGUUCGAUGUCAGGAACCGUUCCUGGAGAGAACUGCCCUUGAGACUCGCUGAUUUCGGAGUUCUGCACCGAAACGAGCUCAGUGGUACUUUGACCGGCCUCACGAGAGUACGCAGAUUCCAGCAAGACGACGCUCAUAUUUUCUGCACUGUCGAUCAGAUCUCCCAAGAGAUUGAGGGAGCGUUGGACUUUUUGAGGAACGUGUACGAAGUCUUCGGCUUCACAUUCGAAUUGAAGCUGUCGACGAGGCCCGAGGGAUACCUCGGUGAACUGGAACUCUGGAAUCAGGCUGAGAAACAACUGGCCGAGUCCCUGGACAAAUUCGGACAGAAGUGGUCGCUUAAUCCCGGCGAUGGAGCUUUCUAUGGACCGAAGAUCGACAUCACCAUCCAGGACGCACUCCGACGUAACUUCCAGUGUGCAACGAUCCAGUUGGAUUUCCAGCUUCCCAUCCGAUUCAAUUUGAAUUACGUGAGCGAAACCGGGGACAAGAAACACCCUGUAAUGAUUCACAGAGCCAUACUCGGAUCUCUCGAGCGAAUGAUCGCCAUACUCACGGAAAACUACGGCGGGAAAUGGCCGUUCUGGCUCAACCCCCGGCAAGCAGUCGUCGUUCCCGUCGGACCUCAAUUCGACGAGUAUGCUCUCCAAGUGAAAGCGCAGCUGUUCGACGCGGGCUUCAAAUGCGACGCCGAUCUCACGGAAGGCAAUACGUUGAAUAAGAAGAUCCGCAACGCGCAACUGGCUCAAUACAACUUCAUCCUGGUUGUCGGCGAGAAGGAAAAGACGGCGGGCACCGCGAAUGUCAGAACUCGGGACAACAAGGUCCACGGCGAGUUUUCUAUCAAAGAUAUCUCGCAACGCUUCGCGAAACUGAGGCAAGAAAAGUCGAAGGAUUCUGAGAACGACUUCUGAGAACUUAGGAACCGACGAUGACUCUCUCUAAUUUAAUAAAGAUUGCUGAUUCAGAAUCUAA
Galendromus occidentalis (western predatory mite) is the source of this 2261-nucleotide messenger RNA. RefSeq names its product threonine--tRNA ligase (gene ThrRS). The transcript has 5 exons. The record is from RefSeq and is a predicted model, not a curated record. Gene Ontology annotation, cellular component: mitochondrion; cytoplasm. Lineage: Eukaryota; Metazoa; Arthropoda; Arachnida; Mesostigmata; Phytoseiidae. Bases 116 to 2200 code for a protein of 694 amino acids. Gene Ontology annotation, biological process: threonyl-tRNA aminoacylation. Gene Ontology annotation, molecular function: threonine-tRNA ligase activity; ATP binding.